AUCUACUGUCAGAACCUGUGUCUGCUGGCAAAGCUUUUCCUGGACCACAAAACCCUUUAUUAUGAUGUGGAACCCUUCCUUUUCUACGUCAUGACAGAGGCUGACAACACUGGCUGCCACCUGAUCGGGUAUUUCUCCAAGGAGAAGAAUUCCUUCCUCAACUACAACGUGUCCUGCAUCCUGACCAUGCCCCAGUACAUGAGACAAGGCUAUGGCAAAAUGCUCAUUGACUUCAGCUAUUUGCUGUCUAAGGUAGAGGAGAAGGUUGGCUCCCCAGAGCGUCCCCUGUCCGACCUGGGCCUGAUCAGCUACAGGAGCUACUGGAAGGAGGUUCUGCUGCGGUACCUGCACAACUUCCAGGGCAAGGAGAUCUCCAUCAAAGAGAUCAGCCAGGAGACCGCUGUGAACCCCGUGGACAUCGUCAGCACCCUGCAGGCCCUGCAGAUGCUCAAGUACUGGAAGGGCAAACACCUGGUCCUCAAGAGACAGGACCUGAUUGAUGAGUGGAUCGCCAAGGAGGCCAAGAGAUCCAACAGCAACAAGACCAUGGAUCCCAGCUGCCUCAAGUGGACCCCUCCCAAGGGCACCUAGGUGUCCCCAGCAGAGGAGGAUGCAUGUGCUGGGCUCUGCAGUGUCCCCAGGGCGGGUCACCGGGCUGGCCUGGCCUGGCCUGGCCCCGUGUCCCCACAGUUCUGAGGAACUCGGCAGUUUCGGCCUCAGUGAGGCCGCGAGGACUGGAGGGCUCUGGGUGCCCCAGGGAGCUGAGGAGCUGUGGCUGCUGGGCCUGUCCCUGUCCCUGCUGUCCUGCUCCGUCCCUCUGUCCCUCCUGGGCUCAGCCCUGGCCCUGGGACAGCGCUGGAAAUGCUUCUGUGGGGCAGCCCUGCUGGCACUGCUCUGCCCCAUGCCUGCAAUAGCUGUAGUGGCAUCCUUGCCCUUCUCCCAGCAGUUUUCCCUAGGACCCAGCAGAUCUUCACUUAGUUCCUGUUGUACAGCCAGAAUUGCACUUCCUGCACCUGAGGGAGUCCCUGGGUGUCCCUGCCACCCCUCCUGGAGCCACCCCAGCCCUGCUGGAAGCACCUCUGGAUAGAAUUCCCAUUUUUUUCCUGGUGUGUAUCUCGUGGAAUUGCUGAGUUCCUGUACAUAAAGCACCUGCUGAGUGUAUUUCCCCUGGAGAUGUUUUUCCCAGAGCAGCCUUCCUGGAAUUGCAGGUCCCUUUUUAUUGGAGUUGGUUUUUUUUUUUCCCCUCCAGGCUGAAGGAAUCCAAACUUUGGCCUUUUCCAAAGAGCCACAGGAACUCCCAGCCCCAAUUCCAGGAGCUGUUGGGCUGCUGUGCUCCAGGGAGGGAUGGAAUCCCUGGUAGAGCAAAAAAAAA
Molecule: messenger RNA, 1372 nt
Organism: Zonotrichia albicollis (white-throated sparrow)
Lineage: Eukaryota; Metazoa; Chordata; Aves; Passeriformes; Passerellidae
Source: RefSeq, a predicted model, not a curated record